CGGAAGCUGAAGCUCCUAUUGGUCCAUCUGUUAAGGUGGGCUGAAGCUGAGGACAAUACAGCUCUCCUAUUGGUUGAUCUGCUCAGUGGGCAGCAGCUGGAAUGAGCUUCUGUCUCAAGGACUUGGCCAGAGUUUCAUGUCAACAUCUGGACCUCCUAACAGGACAGUUUCAAACUACCAGAACCAUCUUUGACCGUCUGGAGAUCAGAGGGAAUUGGACCUCCUAACAGGACGGUUUCAAACUACCAGAACCAUCUUUAAACGUCUGGAGAUCAGAAGGAAUUGGACCUCCUAACAAGACGGUUUCAAACUACCAGAACCAUCUUUAAACAUCUUUAGAUCAGAGGGAAUCAAACCCCCGUGACUCUAACUCUGGACCCACAGUCUGGAGAGGAGUGGACGGUCACGGCUUGUCUCUGCUGUGAUCCAUCAACGUGACCUUCAGGAUCUUGAGCUCUGAUUGGACAAUCUUUUUGAUUGGCAGCUGAGUGGACGAUGUUUUUCAGACAAAAGAAGAAGAUCUCAGGACAACAACCACCAUCUUCCUCAGUCUCUGACUCCACCCCUAAAUCUUGUUUGUGGCGACGUCCUCCCUCAACCCCGCCUUUGCCUCUGAGGGCCCAAAAGCUUGUUGCUAGGCAACCAUCAACAGAAGGCCUGAAGGGUAAAGGUCAGAGGUCAGGGGUCAGAGGUUCCUGGCCGAGUGCCCUGAGAUUGGUCUGUGACCUGAGUCCAGAGCGAACUCAGAGGUCUCAAACGCCGUCUACCAUCACCUGGUGUGUCCGGAAGACUCCGCCUCCAUCCAGCAAACCACACCCUUUUGCUGUGCCUUCAGCCCCGCCCACUGGCAGGUCCAGACUCUCUCUGCCUCCAGCAGCCAAUCACAGCUGUUACCUAUCAUCUCCUGAUGAAGACCCUCCCAUGGGGCGGAGCUCCGGUGCCACCAUGAGGUCACUGUGCUCAUUCUGCUGCAGUGUCUUCAGGGACAGUCUGCUACCCCUGGACCAUAAGAUCAAUCAGACCGUGGAUUUGAUGAAAACUCACCUGGUGAUGAUGGUGCAGGAAGAGGCGGAGCUUCUGAGGGAUCAAAUCACAGAGCUAAGCUUCAGAAACCAACAGUUGCAGAGGGAGAACCUCUUCUUAAAAGCAAUAAUCCAAAACACCAACCUGAAUAUUUAAUUUAACUUCAACGUUCAUGAAAACCUGUAGGAACAUGUUGUGUAUUUGUGUUUAUGUAUAAAUGUACGUGUAUUUGUGUCUCUGUGAGUUUUCAAUCUCUCGUCUUCCUCAGAUGUUUUCUUUCAGGUGAAUUUUUCAGAAAGUCACAUCAAAGGAUGAUCAAUAAAACAAAC
This is a messenger RNA of Oryzias melastigma (Indian medaka), 1352 nucleotides long. RefSeq lists its product as uncharacterized. Lineage: Eukaryota; Metazoa; Chordata; Actinopteri; Beloniformes; Adrianichthyidae. Gene Ontology annotation, biological process: regulation of transcription by RNA polymerase II. The transcript has 3 exons. The record is from RefSeq and is a predicted model, not a curated record. Bases 496 to 1179 code for a protein of 227 amino acids.